Lampris incognitus (smalleye Pacific opah) is the source of this 2072-nucleotide messenger RNA. Its product is annotated as zinc-binding protein A33-like. Gene Ontology annotation, molecular function: protein binding; zinc ion binding. The transcript has a single exon. The coding region runs from base 4 to 1641 and encodes 545 amino acids. NCBI's taxonomy places the organism in Eukaryota, Metazoa, Chordata, Actinopteri, Lampriformes, Lampridae. The record is from RefSeq and is a predicted model, not a curated record.
GAUAUGGCCUCUGGCAGCAGUCUCCUGUCUCAUGAUCACCUCCUGUGUUCUGUCUGUCUGGAUGUGCUCGCUGAUCCAGUCUCCAUACCAUGCGGGCACAACUUCUGUAAAUCCUGUAUCACACAGUACUGGGACUGUAAUGUAGAGUGUCGGUGUCCCCUGUGUAACAAGCUUUUCACAAACAGACCUGAAGUGCCAGUCAACACUCUGCUUCGUGACAUGACUGUUCAGUUCAGACAGUCUAUUAGAGUGAAAGCCAGCAGAUGCCCUGACCAACUAUGUGCCAAACCGGGAGAAGUUCCCUGUGACGUCUGCACUGGGACCAAGAUCAAGGCCCUCAAGUCCUGUCUGGUGUGUCUGGCCUCGUACUGUGAGACUCACCUGGACCUGCAUCAGAAAGUCACAGGUCUAAAAAGACAUCGGCUGAUCGACCCUGUGAAGAAUUUGGAAGACAGGAUAUGCAAGAAGCACGAAAAACCCCUGGAUCUGUUCUGUAGGAAUGAACAGGUGUGUGUGUGUCAGUUCUGUACUGAGUCAGACCACAGAUUACAUCCUGUGGUUCCUCUGAAGGAGGAAUGUGAAGGAAAGCAGCAGCAGCUGGGUAAGAAUAAGGCUGAAGCUCAGCAGAUGAUUCAACAGAGACACCUGAAGAUUCAGGUGAUCAAACGGUCAGUAGAAAUCAGCAAAGAAGAUGCAGACAGAGAAAUAGCCCACAGUAUUCAGGUCUUCACUGCUCUAGCGAGCUCCAUUGAGAGAAACCAGGGUGACCUCAUUGACAUGAUUCAAGAGAAACAGAAAACAACAGAGAUACAGGCUGAAGGCUUCAUUGAAGAGUUGGAAGAGGAAAUCAGGGAGCUGAAGAAGAGGAGCACAGAGUUGGAGAAGCUCUCACAAAUCAAAGACCACCUCCACCUCCUCCAGAGCUUCUCAUCCCUCAGCACGCCUCCACACACCAAGAACUGGACAGAGGUCAGUGUCCAUCAGCCAUCUUAUGUGGGGACUGUGAGGACAGCUGUAGAGAAGCUGGAGGAGACAGUCAGUAAAGAGAUAGAGAAGCUGUGUGAGACUGAGCUGAAGAGGGUUCAGCAGUAUGAAGUAGAUGUGACUCUAUAUCCUGAUACAGCAAAUAUCUAUCUCAACCUGUCUGAGGAUGGAAAACAAGUAUAUCAUGCAGACAGUAUGAAGAAUCUCCCAGACAACCCAGAGAGAAUCUCUCCUUGUCUCGGUGUCUUAGGAAAGCAAAACUUCUCAUCAGGAAGAUUUUAUUUUGAGGUUGUGGUGAAAGAGAAGACUAUGUGGGAUUUAGGAGUGGUAACAGAGUCUGUCAACAGGAAGGGAAAACUCAUUUUGUGCCCUAAGAAUGGACUCUGGACAAUAUGGUUGAGGAAUGGAAAUGAGUAUAAGGCUCUUGCUGGCCCAGGUGUCCUUCUCUCUCAGAGAGAGAAGCUCCCAAAGGUGGGGGUGUUUGUGGAUUAUGAGGAGGGUCUGGUCUCCUUCUAUGAUGUAGAUGCUGGUAGUCAUAUCUACUCCUUCACUGGUUGCACCUUCACUGAAAGACUCUACCCAUAUUUAAGUCCCUGUAAUAAUGAUGGUGGUAAAAACGUUGCUCCUCUCAUCAUCUCUCCUGUCAAGAAAGUCUGAUGAACACACAGGCUCAACAUGUUGUCUGUAUGUUUGUGUGUAUCUUGGGUAAGGAAGGAUUUUCUUUUUUAUGUUACAGAGACCAGGGUUCAUAUUUACUCUAUAGUGGCUGCCUCUUCAGUGAGACACUCACCAUACUUUGGUCCUCCAACUCAAUAUUAUGGUAAAACUGUUACACUGGUAAAACUCCACCAGUCUUAUAAUGUCUCCUUUCUGUCAUAUAAAAAGACAUGCAUUUUCGGGUUAAUAUUCCUGUCUGUGCCCCUGACGAAGGGAGUAGGAGGAAAUAACUGGAGUUGGUCCCCGGGUGCUGCACGGCGGCUGCCCACUGCUCCUAGCUACACAGCUAGAAUGGGUUAAAUGCUGAACAAAUUUCACUGUAUGUAUGUACAAAUGACAAAGUGUAUUCUAUUCUAAUAAACAACAUUUAA